Opisthorchis viverrini is the source of this 402-nucleotide messenger RNA. RefSeq lists its product as hypothetical. The annotation marks the transcript as partial. The record is from RefSeq and is a predicted model, not a curated record. The transcript has a single exon. Lineage: Eukaryota; Metazoa; Platyhelminthes; Trematoda; Opisthorchiida; Opisthorchiidae.
AUGAAUUUUCAUCUCCACCCUGUACAAGCUGUUCGCCUUGUCUCCCAUUGGUUCUCCCACUGGAGUGAUUGGGAACGUGAGGUGUUUCUUGAUUCUCUCAGUUCUCUGGAACAGACUAAUUGCUACCUGUCGGUUGGAUCUCCAGUUCUUGAUGUCGAAUUAGGACUUUCCACGACUUCUGUGAUGGAUAUGUACUUGGCCAACCUCAUGCACAAUGGGCUCCAGAUUUUACCAGAAAGUCCAAGUCCAACUGUCUUCGAAUGUCAGCUUCGGUUGUUCCAGACAUGGUAUCCAGAAUGGCCCUUAGAACAGAAAGUCCAAUUGGCUGAACAUUUGAAACGGGUGCAACUUCAAGCACUGAAUGAUGUCCCCGGUUCCUUUGAGCCAAACCAAACCCCUUUA